Cuscuta europaea is the source of this 2682-nucleotide messenger RNA. NCBI's taxonomy places the organism in Eukaryota, Viridiplantae, Streptophyta, Magnoliopsida, Solanales, Convolvulaceae. The record is from the annotation of a GenBank genome assembly.
AGUAACGCGCCCAACUCUAAAAUUUUGAAAACAUUGUAAAACGCGCCACCCAAUUUCAACCUCCUCCUAAUCCACAAUUCCAGGUACCUCAUUUCAGCGGCUGCUCCCUUAGACGCAAUUUUCGCCUUCAAGCACCGCCGCUUCCUCGGUAAAAAGGGAGAAAAGAAUAACAUCUUGCUCAAAUACGAUAAGAAAGAGUCCGGUUUCAAAAAACAUGUCAGGCGCUGCACACUUGGAGAGAAUGGGGCGAGAGCUCAAGUGCCCCAUCUGCUUGAGUCUAUUGAAUUCAGCUGCUUCGCUCACGUGCAAUCAUGUGUUCUGCGAUUCAUGUAUCCACGCAUCAAUGAAGUCUUCAGCCUAUUGUCCAGUUUGUAAAGUUCCUUUCAGGCCUAGGGAAAUCCGCCCUGCUCCUCAAAUGGAUAACUUGGUCAGCAUUUACAAGAGUUUGGAAGCUGCGUCAGGAGUAAACAUAUUUGAUACUCAAACUGAAACUUCAACUAAAACCAUAGGUGAUGAAAGCAAAUCUCAUAGCAAGAAAACCAUUGGAAUUGUAGAGAAGGGUAGUACAUCACGUAAGGCUAAGAAUGGAAGUCACACUUCAAGUUUUCCUAGAGCUUCCUUUCCAACCAAGAAAAGGGUCCAAGUCCAACAGCAUCAACCUCUAGAAAGUCCACCACCUUCAAAAACGGUUGUAGAAUCUGGUCAGGUCACAGUUAGUGGACACCAGAAAAGUCUUUUCACAAACACAGGAAAUAUGGACUUAAAUGAGAAGGGAGAGGUAAACCUAUGUCCAUUUUUUUGGCUGAGAGAAGAUAUUGAAGAGACAACUCAGCAGUCACUCCACUCAGAUGGGGAUCAUUCUACAAGUACACCUUGUGAUGUUCCUUGUUUUAGUGAUAUGAAAGACUCUGAUGAUGAAACUCCUCUUGAGGUGACUCCAAAAAGUACAUCCCCUGGUGACAUAGCAAAGAAUACAGAUUUUUUUGAUAGUGAGAUGUUUGAGUGGACACAAAGACCUUGCUCACCUGAACUUUUUUCGAGCCCAUUGAAUCUGCAGGAUGAAGAUAUUUAUGAAUCUGAAGGAGUUGAACAGAAUACACAGGUGGUUUUAGUGGACUCAAAUGUACUUGCGGAAGCUAGAAGCAGGAACGUAGAAAACAUAAUGGAUGGAAUUGCUACCAACAAUGUAGAUAUGAAUCUGCCCACUAUAUCUUCUCUAAGAAAUGAGAAAGCUGACGUUAUAGGUGCACUUAAAAGGUCUAGAAAGACAUUGUUGGUGUGUGAGAGAAACAAAAAAAAUGGGCGUAAGAGAGCAAGCCAUGAACAAGCUGGAGACCCUAGUGGAAAACAAAAGCUAGCUAAAUCAAGUGAAAGACGUGGCAUCGAAAGAAGUGCCAAAAAAAGAAAGGUUACUUUCACUGAGCAACAUAGUCAUUGCCAUACCUCAAAAAGGGGAAAGAAAGUUCCUAAGGACAGAACUCUUCCAACAGGAGAUGAAGCUUCAAAUCCCUAUUCACUUAAUACAUUAGCAUCUACCAGUGAUGGCAAUGAUUUUACAAACUCUAGUUCAAAAGUAAGGAGUAAAUCUAAGUGCGCAGGGAAAUCAAGAAACAUGAAACAGGUGACAUUUUCUGAAGAGGAUGAUAUUGCAGAUGUCCUCCAGGAGUUUUAUGAGAACUCCAUCAAAGAAACUCAGAUUCUUGAUACUAGAUCAAGCAGUCUGUGUAUGGACACGAAUGAUUUCCCAAAAAGUAAGAAGUCACUAUUCAAUUUGAGUAGUCCGGUGAUGAAAAAGUGUCAAACUGGUCCUGCAAAAAUCCAAUGUGGAUUCUGCCACACUGCAGAAGAGUCAGAGGAUUCAGGCCUUCUUGUGCACUAUCUUAACGGGAAGCCUAUUAAAGAAAAUGAGUUUGGAGCAACAAAUAUCAUACACGUGCAUAAGAAUUGUGCAGAGUGGGCCCCAAAUGUAUACUUCAAUGAUGAUGAUGUCAUUAAUCUUGAAAGUGAACUCAAGAGAAGUAAGAAUAUUUCUUGUCGCUUCUGUGGAGGUAAAGGUGCAGCUCUGGGAUGCUAUGAGAAGACUUGCCGCAAGAGUUUUCAUGUUCCAUGUGCAAGGAUGACACUGAAGUGUCGAUGGGACUAUGACAACUUUGUAAUGUUAUGCCCUCUACAUGCAUGUUGUAAACUGCCGUGUGAGGUACCUGAAUUUCAAUCUAAGAAGGAAAGGAAAUAUAAAGUGAGAAUAUCCGGAAUCAACCAGCCCAAAAGUUCUGUAGAAUAUGAUAGUCAGGGUGUACGUUGGAAGCCUCCAAAAAAAGAUAAAAGAUUUGUACUUUGUUGUUCAGCUAUCACUAAUGCAGAAAAGGCUAUUGUCUCUGACUUUAAGAGGUUGUCAGGUGCAACAGUAGUAAAGACAUGGGACACAAGUGUAACCCAUGUUAUAGCAUCAAUAGACGAGAAGGGAGCAUGCAGAAGAACACUCAAAUUUUUGAUGGGUGUCUUGGGGGGUAAAUGGAUCCUCACAAUUGAAUGGAUCAAAGCUUGCUUGAAUGCUGCAGAGCAUGUUGAUGAGCAGCCAUAUGAAAUUGAAGUUGAUAUUCAUGGUGUCAGAGAUGGUCCCAGACUUGGCAGAUUAAGAAUGACAAAUAAGGAACCCAAGCUUUUCAAUGGAUACAAGUUCUA